Molecule: messenger RNA, 1480 nt
Organism: Aspergillus versicolor CBS 583.65
Lineage: Eukaryota; Fungi; Ascomycota; Eurotiomycetes; Eurotiales; Aspergillaceae
Exons: 2
Coding region: 116-1057 (313 amino acids)
Source: RefSeq, a predicted model, not a curated record
GAUACAUCUUGUCUUCCUACCUGCCACACACAAGUCAGUCAUUCUCUCGUUAUCUGUUUCCAACUUUAGUCACUCUCUUACCAUCAACCAGUUACAUUCUUGUACAACCCUCACCAUGAAGGCCUCUCUCAUCACUGCCCUCGCGGCCAUGACCGCCUCAGUCGCAGCUGCUCCUGCUAAGACCGAGACCUGGUCCACUGAGUUCGACCUCGGAACCGUUACUGCUACUGCUACUGCUACUGCUACCACGUCUACCUCCACCCUCGCUCCUUCUGCGACCUCUUCUAUUGUCGAGGCCCUUAACAACAAGGCUGAUGGUGGGCUGGGUCAGGGAAGUGGACACAUCGUCCAGGAUGCCGGCCACGAGCUUGAUGGUAUCUUGACCAUCACUGGCCCUAACGCCCAGAAGCUCCUGAUCAAGCUCGCCCCUGAGGUUGCAGGCCUUCUCUCCUCCCUUGGUCUCCCUCCUCUUGGAACUGCUGUCGGUUCCGUCGUCGCCAGCGCCAGCUCCAUUGGUGAGCUUGUUACCGGCCUCGGCCCCAACGUUGACGGUCUGUUGACCGCUGUUGGUGCGGGCGGUGACUACCUUCUCAUCCAACUCUCCCCUGUUGUCGCUGGUCUUCUUUCUGGCCUCGGUCUUCCCGGUGUCGGUGUUCCCGUUGGCACUGCUCUUGUGACCGUUGGCAACAACUUGAAGCGUGACAUUCUUGGAGACAUCAUCCCCAACAUCAGGAACCUCGUUGAGGUUGAGGGUGACAAUGCUGAGCGUCUCCUCAUUCAGCUGAGCCCUUCCGUUACUGCUCUCGUCACUGGCCUCGGUCUUCCUACUGUUGGUGCCCCUCUCGGCAAGGUUAUUGACGAUGCCGCGGACGUCGGCAAGCUGGUCAACCACGUUGGUGCCCCCGUUGAGGAGCUUCUCACCGUUGUCCGUAAGGAUGGCAAGGCCCUCCUCAUCCGCCUCUCUCCUGACGUUGCUGCCACCGUUGCCGGUCUCGGCCUCACUGGUGUCGGUGCUUCCGUCGGUUCCGUCGUUGCCACCCUCGGCAACGAGCUUUAAAGGAGCUGUAAGUAAAGGUCAAGAAGGAGCUUGCGACAAUUUGCUAACGCUUAUAUUGUUCGUUCAGCACCCAAUACCUCUUCUUAAACGCCAAUUAUUAUUUUUGCCGAAUUCAAGGUUUUUAGCGGUGGCGGGUUAACGACGCAUAUUAAACCGUUUCUGUGACUUGGAGUGCCGUACAUGGCUGUUUCUUCUUGUGGAUAGAUUAGGGACAUAGCCCUUUUAAUUAAAAUGAUGACUUGACUUGUAAACCUAUUCUUAAACCUCUUGAGUCUAGGCCCUUCAACCAGUCUAAGUGGAAACCAUUAAUCUACCUUCACGACGCAGGCAAUAGUAGAAAUUUCCCCAAUCAAGUUUUGGUGUGGGCAAUUAUCACCCACCUUGUCCCAGUCGAUGAGCGCGAUAAUUCCCGUAGUUGCUAAG